UAACAUUUAAGUAGUCACUUAAAUAAUUAGAAGUGAAAUUUUGCAAGACGAAAAAUGGCAGAUAUGGAAGAAAGCCUUAAACAGUACAUUGAGCAACCGGCAGAAGAGGUAGAAGAGGAAGUCACAGCUAAGUCUUCUAAGAAAGUCGAAAAUAUCUUCAAACCAAAAGAGAAAAACGAAGAUGGGGAAGCAAAACCGAAUAUAUUUGAUGUUUUCAAACCCAAGGAUAAAGAAGAUAAUGACAAGGCAGAAAAACCAAACAUUUUUGAUGUUUUCAAACCCAAGGACAAAGAAGAUAAUGACAAAGCAGAAAAACCAAACAUUUUCGAUGUUUUCAAACCGAAGGACAAAGAAGAUAAUGACAAGGCAGGAAAGCCAAACAUUUUAGAUGUUUUCAAGCCUAAAGAAAAAAAUUACCAGAAGGGUGAUUCAACAAAUAUAGUGGAUACUAUAGGAAAAAUCGCCAAGAAUCCAUUCAACGUCGGGGAAAACAUUAAACAUGCACAAAAUCUUAUGAAGGGAUUCGAAGAAAAUACCAACAGAAUAAUUGCUGCUCUACCUGAUCCUCUAAACCUUAAGGGGCAAAUGCAUGAUGUUGACAAAGCUUUUAAAGAAAGGGGUCUCCCUGGAGGAUUUGAUGCUAUUGGAAAAAACAUCCAGAUAAUAAUAAGAGAGCUUAUUACCAUAUUGAAAAAAACUGAUCUUGAAGAUAUUAUAGAAUUCCUUAAUGCUAUUAAUAAAGAAGUACCAAAAUAUAAAGCAACGCUGGCUAGAAGUAUUGCUGAUAAUAUCACGUGGCCCUUGAGGACUGCUCUAGAUUUACCAAAAUCAGCUUGAAUAAGCA
This is a messenger RNA of Psylliodes chrysocephalus, 844 nucleotides long. The record is from the annotation of a GenBank genome assembly. Lineage: Eukaryota; Metazoa; Arthropoda; Insecta; Coleoptera; Chrysomelidae.